Molecule: messenger RNA, 573 nt
Organism: Paracoccidioides brasiliensis Pb18
Exons: 2
Coding region: 1-573 (190 amino acids)
Molecular function (GO): acyltransferase activity, transferring groups other than amino-acyl groups
Source: RefSeq, a predicted model, not a curated record
AUGAAACGGGCUGACGACUCGAAACUCGGAGAAGGCGAAGGGAGGGAUGCAAGCGGGAGAACGCAAGUGGAACGGGAGGAGAGGAGGACGUGGGCAGAGUUGACAGGCUCAUCAGAGAGAGGCAGCAGCCAAGUGUUUGAGUGGCAGAUGGGAUCAAUUAAUAGAGGCAAACUGGCCUCUCGAAGCUUGGUUAUUUGGCUCGUUAACUUCGAUGGCUACUUCCCAAGUCCUGAAAUUGGGUAUUCGAUUCUCCCCCAAUUUUGGGGCAAGGGAUAUGCGACGGAAGCAUUGCAGAUGGUGAUGAAGACGUGGUGGGAUCUUCCAAGGCGGAGUGUUGUAGCGGGUUGUGGUGAGGGACCGGAUGGCGCAGGCACUGGGAAUGGGGAUGGAGACGCGGAGAAGGUUUACGCCGUUUGCAAGACAGCAAAUCAUGCAAGUUGCAAAGUGCUGAGAAAGAGCGGGUUUGAAGUCGUUAAGGAGGUGUACAUUUGUGUGGGCUAUGAGAAAGCCGAAGGCAUAGAGCGCGCUCGACAAAAAGGCCUACGGAAGGACAGGGUUUAUUAUUUAUAUUGA